AUGGGGCCCAAAGAGGCAGAUGCCAGCCCCGGCCAAGGCGCCGUCACGGUGAGCACGGAGGCCUGGACGGCGCUGCGCCAGGAGAGGGGUCAGCGGGAGCGGCACAUCAAGGCGCUACACGCCCAGGUGAGCUCCGCACAGACGCAGCUGCAGCAUCAGGAGGAGGUGAAGGCGAAGCUAAGGGAGCUUCGGCAGCAAGCGCUGGAGGCGAGGCAGAGAGGCCAGGAGUUCCUGGAAACCCUACGCAUGGCCACCGAGGAGAUACGCAUGAUCUCUGGCGAGGCAGCGCAGCAAGGAGCAGGCGAGGAGCCAUCCGCGCCGCCGAUCGCGCCCGAGCCAGAGCCCGCGACUGAGCACCCGCAGCCACAAGUGGCGUCAGGGGUGGACGAAGAUGGUCUCAUCGAGUGGCGGCGCCUGCUGAGCGAGCGGGAGACCACCGCCCGGGAGCUCGCGGCCACGCUGCAGCAGGUGGAGGAGAUGGAGCGGGAGGUGGAGGACCGGCGCAUCGAGCUGGACAUCGCCCAGCGGCGCCGGGACCGCGAGCGCCGCAGCUUGCUCACGGCGUUGCGGGAGCUGGGCUACUGGCAAGGGUCUUUUGUCAUUGCAUUGCUUGCCUCGAUAUGA
Effrenium voratum is the source of this 624-nucleotide messenger RNA. The record is from the annotation of a GenBank genome assembly. NCBI's taxonomy places the organism in Eukaryota, Dinophyceae, Suessiales, Symbiodiniaceae.